This is a messenger RNA of Pocillopora meandrina, 10704 nucleotides long. The record is from the annotation of a GenBank genome assembly. Lineage: Eukaryota; Metazoa; Cnidaria; Anthozoa; Scleractinia; Pocilloporidae.
AUGUCAAUAUCACGUUUGAUCCAGACUACUACCCGCUUGAAUCUAUUGCAAAGAAAACUUUCCCGUCAGAAUCUGUGGAACUCGUUGCAGAAUGCAGCGAGAACGUCAUGCUCAUGUUUACAUGGUCUUCCAAUCCGCCAUUUUCAUAGCUCACAACAGAGGCAAAGAGAACUUCGUGAGUACGAUGAGGUGUUCAAAAAGUCCAUAGAAGAACCAGAAGAAUUUUGGGCAGAGUUGGCAGAAGAAAUAAAUUGGUAUAAGCCAUUUACGAAAGUUCUGGACAAUAGCAACCAGCCUUUUACAAAAUGGUUCGUGAUUCUUGUUCAAAAUAUAUUCGUGUCAUGAGAUUUUACUCCAACUGGGUGAGCUGAAAUCAAAUGGAUAUUGUAAAUCGAUUACAUGAGAAGAGAAUGAUCAGAAUCUGAAAAACAAAAACGUGUUGCUCUGAUUAUUUCUCACAGAACUGGCAGAAAGCAUGGCAUCUUGACUUUCUUUAGUCUUGUAUUUAAUUAUCCCUAGUGUUAUUAUCAUGAUGGUAACAAUAACGAUGAGCUUAAGCUGGCUUAAUUGAACUCUAAUUUUCUUUGCAGGUUUGUUGGUGGUGAGAUGAACACUUGUUAUAACUGCCUUGAUCGACAUAUUGAAAAUGGAAGAGGGAAACGAAUAGCUUUGAUUUAUGACAGUCCAUUGAAUGGCAAAGUAGAAAUGUAUACAUACGAAAACUUACAACGUUUGGUAAGCAUACGACUUCGUGUUAUGCUUAGGUUAUUUUCUUCCCUAAAUUAAGAUGAGCCUAUUUAGUUUUUAAUGGGUACAAUUACAGUUAAUGAUUUAUUAAUAACUUUGCUUGUGUCUUGACUCGGAAUUUUGUUGUCAUGUAUGAAACUGCUUUCUGUCUAUUUGUCAUCUCUAAGUGAUACUAGCACUGUAUGUUGAAAUCCAGGUUUGUUUUUAGGUUGCAAAGUUUGCUGGUGCUCUGGCACAGUUAAAUGUUGGCAAAGGAGAUCGAGUUGUUAUUUAUAUGCCAAUGAUUCCACAGGUAACUUUAAUUACAAUGAACACAGUCAUCCAACAUAGCUGAAAGAGACUCAGCAUUGCCCCUGAUUUAAUGUUUCUAUUUAACCCUUUAACCCCCAUGAGUGACUAGGACAGAAUUUCUCAUUACAAUAUCAAUACAGUAUCAUCCAGAUAAGUGAUGAGAAUAAAGAAAAAUAUCAAUUUUGGAAUAAGUAGUUGAUCCAAUACUAAAUUCUCUGAACUAACACUACAAGAAUUGUAUGGUUGACAGUAGAGAAUUACAAAUUUGGUCUGGGAGUUAAAGGGUUAAGGCUGCAAUUGUGAGAGAUGCAGUGGCCCAAUGAUUAGUGCACUGAACUUUAGGUAAAGAGGUCUGGGUUCGAGACUUCCGGCCUGGUCAUUGUGUUGUGUUCUUGGGUAAAACUGGUAACUUUCACAGUGUCUCUCUUGUUAUCCAAGAGCAUAAAUGGGUACUAGCAAAAUGUCAGGGAAGCCAUGAUGAAAUGCUGGGGUCUUGUAUCUGAUCCAUGGGGGAGUGGUGAUGCUUAUAGCUACUUGGCUAGAGUACAUUCUUAAAUUGAAGCUGUUACAUUCUUGCUCUUAUUGUAUCUUGAUUUCCUUUCAUUUUGCCUAAUUAAACAAGAGAGUAGCUUCUGCAUCUCAAAGGAAAAUUGUUUGCACUAGUAUGGUACUAAAUUCAGAAUUUUUGUUCCAGGCUGUGAUAGCCAUGUUGGCUUGUGCUCGACUUGGUGCUAUUCACUCUGUUGUGUUUGGAGGUUUUGCUGCACAAGAGUUGGCAAGGAGAAUUGAACAUGCUGAAGUAUGUAAGCAAAUUCAUACAUUUUAUAUACUUGUUACCUGAGAAACUUGUAUCACUGUUACAGAUUUGCGCAAUAAAAUUGUUUGAUUGUUUUUUCUUAGCCACGGGUUGUGGUCACAGCGUCUUGUGGUCUUGAGCCAUCUCGUUUGGUCUAUUAUAAACCACUGUUGGAUGAGGCCAUCAGGUUGUCAAAAUUCAAGCCUUCAACAUGUGUUGUGUACCAAAGAGACCAGGUAAAUGUCUCUUACAUCAGCAAUAAUUGUUAAUGAUAAUUUUUUUGACUGAAAGAAUCCACUAUAUCUUGUGGUUAUUGGUACAAAUACUCUGAGAGUCAACUUUUCCAUUAUUAAGACAAUCAAAAGAUAACUUGUGUAAGUACCAUUAAGCUUAUAGUCAUGUUAUCAAAUAAAGCUAUCAUUUACUUUCCUUUUAUGUAGUGUUCAGGGGGGAUUAUUCCAGGGCAGGAUAUCAGUUGGGAUCAAGUGAUGGAGAAAGCACAGCCCCAUGACUGUGUACCUGUGCUGUCAACUGAUCCUUUGUAUAUUCUCUAUACAUCUGGUACCACAGGUGACCCAAAGGUAAUAAGCUCUCUAAAAAUGAUGUUAGGCAUAGGGUGAUACAUUCAUGAUGUCUCUCAAAAUGUUAAUUUCAUAUACCAAAAUUGAUAAAACUAGAAAAUUAAUCAUUACUUGGUACAUUGAUUAAAUUUUGUAAUUGUUAGAUAAAAACUAUAUAAUGUUGAAAUUUUUCAUUGUAUCUGUUUACACAGGGUAUUGUUCGACCAAAUGGAGGACAUGCUGUAGCUCUUAAUUGGAGCAUGAGAAAUUUGUAUGGAAUUAAUCCUGGAGAGGUUAGUAAGCAUGACUGUAAUGAUAACUGUUAGUUGCAAUUUUCAUUUAUUUUGUAUCAAAACUAAUUAGGGAUUGCAAUAGUUUUAUUUCUCAAUCCUCCAUGAGCGAUCAAGAAAUUGUGCCUCUCGCUGAACUACAGAUACAAGUUUAAAAGCAGUUAAAUUUUGUUCCAUAUGUUUUCCAACGCUUCAGGCAGUUUAAGAUGUUUUUCUUUUGCUUUUAUUGGUCCUAGUGAUAUUUACUUUGUUUCUGUUUGGCAGACAUGACAACUUUAUUUUUGGUUUUUCAAAAACUCAGUUGGACAGCAAUCAAGUACAUCAAUAAUUGAUCCACUUGUUUAAUUUUGAGGUGUGGUGGGCUGCGUCUGAUCUUGGCUGGGUGGUAGGUCAUUCCUACAUAGUUUACGCCCCUUUGUUGUCUGGAUGUACUACUGUUUUAUUUGAGGUAAGAGGUAAUUCUUUCUGCCUUGUAAAACCCAUAUGCAAUCAACUAAGUUAAUUUUAUUUCUUGCAAUUGUCUCAGACAACUCUAACUUCAUGUUAUGUGAUUUUUUACACUCAUAUUUACUCAUUGUCUUACAAUCAAUUCAACCAUGUUGUUAAAGAUAUAUUAUGUUCAAGGAUGGGUAGUGGAGUAUUAAUUAAGUAUAGUAUUACUGUAUUAUCCACUUUAAAGGGAGAUUUGUUCAGGGGGUUGGGGUAUCCCUCCCUCAAACAAUUAGGGGCUAUUUCUUGAAAUUCCCGGUAAUUUUACAAACCCUAAGUCAAAUUUUAAAUUUUAAAUCAAAGGAAUGGUGGCAUAAAACUAAUAUCAUCUCUAUCUUGAAUGCUAAGGGUCAGUUUUCAAAGUAGAUUUCAUGGAGGCAUUCACUUUAACAAGACAAGUUAAGAUUACUCUUACACCAUAGCAGGGACUCUUAUUAGACAAAAGGCUUGUGAUUGGCAUUGAAAUGUUGAACAAUAUGGAAAACGUUGUGAUUUUUUAGGAUUUUAUCUGAGAUGAAGUAAUAAAUCUACUGAUUGUUUCCAGUUACUGACAUCGAUGUUGAUCCAAAUUCCUUUCUUUAUAAAGCUGACUUCUCAAGAACUGGAUGUGUUCCCUUGUAUCCCUGAUGGUCUCUAACACUUCUCUUUUGACGUAUUUCUGUCAAAAUGAUAAUUUGUUAUUAAACGUAUAUUUCUUCGACUGCAAGUCAAGUUACUUUCAUUUUUUAAUCACCGCACAGGUGCUUUAAGUUUGUUAAAAGAGAGCAUCUGAAAUUUGUGAAUGACUAUAGCUUUUGGAAGAAGUAAAAGCGAAUUUAAGGAACCGAUUAUGUAGAACUGAAUUGGACGAAAACAUUGUCAACCUUUUCUAACAACAAUUUUUUCUCACUUCUGACCUAACCACUUUAAAUCAGGUUACUUAAUGUGACCGCUGUUUUAUACCUUCAAGAUCGUAUUAGCCUUCUUUUCAGCUUUCUUUGAUAUUUUUGUGUCCUUCUUGUGUUCGUCUUUUGAUUCCUUUGGUGAUGAGGGAAAACAAAACUCGUCUUUGCUUCGUUUCUUCGUUUGUUCUCGAGGUGCAUUCAGUGGUUUAAUUGCCCAAUACUCUCGACUAUACGUCGCUCGCUUCUUGAAAUUAAGUACUGGUUCAAGUUUUUUUAUCAUUCCGAGGCUUAUCGAUGGACCAAUUUUCUGGAAAAAAUAAAACGUAUCAAAAUUACUUUUUUUAAUCUUCGGCGAACUGACAGGUUAAUAUCGCUACUUUUAAAAUGCUAAAAAAAUUCACAAUGCAAGUAAACUCAAAUUUACUUUAAAUUUUCCAGAUGCCAUCGUGCAAAUGACGAGCUUGUUUCUAAAAAGGAUUAAUGCUUUUCUAUAAAUUUUAUAACAUAUCGAAAGCAAAUCAGAUAUUUUCAUCCGUCUUAUUUCAUACGAAGUCACUGACAAUGACCUACACACUUUUCCCGCCAAAUUUGCGCCAACGCUAGGACGCUAGCGAAAAGCAUGAGAACUAGCGAGAGAGGGUUGGGGACGGUGUAAUGAUGUUUUUUAAAGAAGCUAUCUUCAUAUCUAGCUUAGAAAGUUAAAGGAUAAUUCACUUCGGCGAACUUGCUCUCGAGAAACUGAACGUUUCAUGUAAUCUGAACCGUGGAAAGACCUAAAAAAGCCAUGUUUAUUUCUAGGGUAAGCCAGUUGGUACUCCAGAUGCUGGGGCUUUCUUCAGAGUUAUCGAACAACAUAAAGUUGUUAGCAUGUUUACGGCGCCAACUGCUAUAAGAAUCGUUAGAGCUGAGGUAAGCUUGCGGGGUCAUUUACUGUCAGGGCAUUGCUCCUCGGUCUUUACUCCUUACUGCAUUGAGAGCCGACCGGUGAGGCAAAGUGACUCAGGACCACUCAACUUUCUCCUAUGUAAUAUGCGAUAUGUAUGAAAGAGAGGGAGGAGUUGGAAGGGAUGUUACACAUAUAGCCUGAUUCGAGUAAAGGUUGACGGUGUGAAAUGUUUUUUGGAAAAGGGGUUCCAUGGCUCCUCCUUAAGGGCAGUUACUGGACCCAUCCCAGCAAUACCUGAUCCGAGCCCCUCUCUGCGGACCGCCAGUGAGCCCUACUGUGGAAAGGGCUUUGCGCUAUAGUUCAAUAAUUGAAUUGUCAUUAGUAGCAUCGAUACAAUAUUCUUCCUAAUUUGUUUUGGUUUGUUCCCUACAGGACCCAAACUGUGAAUUAAUUAAAGAAUACGAUCUGUCACAGUAAGUGUGAAGUCUUAAACCAUCUUUGAAGGAGAGAGAGGGUAGCUAGGAAGUAAACAAAACACUCUGAAGGGUGUCCACUGUUAGGAAGAUCCAAAUGAGAGAGAGACAGACGACCACCAAGUUAAUUGGGAUUUUCUGGUUCCUUUGCUAAUUCUCGAACAGUUAAUAAAAGAGGCUAGUCAAAAGGCAGUUAAAUAGGCACGUGACUCUGAUGUUCCGCCUUCUACCUUAGAAAGACCAUUGAAAACAAGUACACAUUCCUCCACUUGUCUUCUCGCCACAAAUAGAAAUCAAACUGAGGAAGGACGUAUGUAGCACUGAAGAGUCAAGCAGACACAGAUACGAAACUUAGUUACUCAGUUGACCCACAUUGAUUAGUUAGAGCUGAUAAUCUUUACGUACAACUGAAGGCAGAUUACGUGCUCUGUCAAUGAUUGUCAAUGAUAAGGACCACAUUCUUCAACAUGGCGGAUUUUAUUGAAAACAUGCCUCUCCGUUUGUUUUGUUUUCGGGAAUCCCGCAAACCCGUUUAAACGCGGAGUAACCUUUUCGUUUAAGUCUCAGCAUUGAAAGUGAUUGUACGCAAACCCGUUUAAACGCCCUUUCUUUGGCUCAGUAUUGUUUCUUCCAACCUGUCGUACGCCACGAUUUGAAUGGCAUUGUUACAUCACGGAGGCAUUUUGUAGUUUUUUGAUAGUGAUUUUUCAUUUAUUAAUGCGAGGAGAACACUAAGGUAGCUAACAGCAAAAAAAUGUGUCUGGUUUUCAAUCCUACCCACAAACCAUCUAUGUAGAGCUUAUCAAUUUUAUUUUAUGAUAAAGUUCCUUGUAUUAAUCAGUUUUCGCGGAUUAUUUGUGGCUGGUGAACACUUGGACAAAGAUACCAUGCAGUGGGCCAGGAGAGCCAUUAGUGCACCUGUUUAUGACAACUGGUGGCAGACGGGUAGGUCUUUUUUGGAUACGAGAAAAAAACUUAGAUCGUUCAGCUGAUUUUAUGAUGUAGUCACUUCGCAAGCGGGUAGCAAAGUUUCAACGUAUUUUGCCAAUCUUUUCCACACAAUAAAGUCGAAUGGUUGCGCCUUGUUAUAUGAAGUUUUAUGUUAUAUAACUGGUCCUCCCCGUCGUGGGGUUAAGAUUUGCAGUAUGCAGUCGAAAUAGUGCAAAUGUACAUGGGAAGUGACUUCAUUUGAAGACAAAUUUGAGUAUCGACGGGAUGGCUUUUCACUGAGAUAUCGAAAAAUUAUUUAGAGGUAUAAACAAACAAUGUCAGUAUUAGGCUCACAUUCAUAGAUAAUAAGCAAUGUUGAAUGUGUUCUCUGUGGCGAGAAAGAGCAAUGGGUAAACUGAAGUUCGAUCAUCCAAUAAUAAAAAAUGUUGAACAUUAUCAAAAGCCCGAGACAAUGGGAAAGACCUGGGUCAUAAGGAACUGAUGAUUCCCGUAUGUAACGGCUUAUUACAUUGAUUGGACUGUUUUACACAGUGUAUCGGAUUUCUUGCAGACUAAGCAAUUUUGAUCCACGGUAAACGAAUAGAUAGAGAAAAUACGCUUUAGCAUUAAAUUGCAAAUUAGCCAUGGGAGAAUGGAAAAGUUAUCAUUAGAGAUAAACACCUUAAGUUUUAGCUGUACCCUGUUUAAUACAGAAACUGGGUGGGCCAUCACGGCACACGCUGUGGGCCUGGGAAGACCCAUGGAUGAGCAUUUACAGACAACUGGAAAACCAGUUCCAGGAUACAAUGGUAUGUGAACGACACUUUAUACAAAUUGUUGUCGUUUUUUUUUAAUCUUAAGAAAUGCUUUUAGUUAGCAUUUCUUAUAAGGCAGGUCACCGUUGCUGCAAUCGACUUCGAUCAGAGUGACAAGAGAGGACACAGUUGCCCACAGGCUGGCUCGUCAGAUUUCAUCUCCAGAGGUCUGGGUUCAAAUCCCGGUUGAGGCUUUAUUUAUUGCUCUAACACAAGUCUUUUAACUGUUACAGUUCCUCCCAUCUCCAUGGGAUACUCUAUGGAAUGCAGGGUGGGGGGAUAUCCCACGAAUACUAUCCAGGGGGUAGUGGCAAUCCUACUUGUCGAUUCCUUCUUCAAAAACUAGGAUAAACCUUAGAAAGAUAGGCUGAUCAUACGCGGACGUUACCUUUUUUAAGGCGAAAGGUUAUGAAGUAUUCAGUAAAAUAAUGAUGAAAACGAACAACUUUUUUAAAUUUGCUUCUCACCUGGGACAACCGAGUGUACGGUUUAUUUUCAGUGAAAAUACUCAAGGAUGGCCUAACCGAAGCUGACCGUGGAGAUCUGGGUCAAGUCGUUGUCAAGUAAGGCUUAGAUAAAUUACCCAUCUUUUGUACAAGGUUUUGAGGUUGUCUUUUGAUGUGUGGCUCCUUAUUCGACACAUAGUAACGGUAAGAAUGAUGGACACAAAAUGAACUUUAAAAUGUGCGAUUCCUAUUUUAGGCUUCCGCUUCCUCCAGGAACAAUGGCGACCCUUUGGAAGGCUGACGACAGAUUCGUCAAAACAUAUUUCACUAAAUACCCGGUAUGUUACCGCUGUACACCGUCGUAAGAUAACAACUUGUCAUUGGCCGGUGUGUUAACACGUCAUCUCUUGCUUCUAUUGUGGUCUACAUUCUGUUAGGGAUAUUACGACUCAAGUGACGACGGUGUUAUGGAUGAUGGUGGAUUUGUGUCAAUCAUGGCACGCACCGAUGACGUCCUCAAUGUAGCAGGUCACAGGAUCUCCACUAAAUCUUUAGAGGAGGUGAAGUAUUUUAUUGCUCUCAUACUCGGGUCGGCUUGGUUCAAAUGAAACAACAUUCUCGCGAUUGCAACAGAUCUAAGUGUUUAUCUACAAGAUUUGGUACGUUCGUUGUCCAUUAAUGCAUCCUCUGAAACGUACCGACGUAAUCGCAAUAAUUUUCUUCUUUGUUCUCAGGGAAUGAUUCGUCUCGAUUUUGUGAUCGAUGCCGCAUGCGUGGGACUUGAGGACCCGAUCAAGGGUCAUUUGCCAGUUGGAUUUAUAGUCAUCGAUAAAAGUACGCGAAUGAGUUUGUUAAGAAAUUGAAUAGGAGAUGUUUAUUCUUUUCAGUUCAACUGUUAUGAACGUUUGUGAAUCACGCAAUUCAAUGCCUUGAAUCUGAUACCGAAUUAAAAAAAAAAUCGCGUGCUAGAAUAUGGACAAGGUAACAUCUUAAGAGUAGUUACUGAUUUAGGAAAGACCAGUUUGUUUGACUAUGUUCUUCAGCGUUUCUUGCAAGGUCUUCAGGGAUAAAAUUCAGACGAAUUUUAAAUAAUAUAGAAGGGAAUCAUAUAUCGAGUACAUCUAGGCUUUGGGCGUACGAGCGUAAAACUUACCCUGUAACGGUCCCCGUCCUUUGAUUUGAACUGAAGUUGAUUUCUGUAUUUCUUGCCAAAGCGAGUGGUGUUUCCCGAGAGGAUGCAGUCCAACAAGUUAUUCAGAGUGUUCGUGAGUUUGUUGGUCCUGUGGCGGCAUUUAAAACUGCCAUCGUAGUACCAACACUUCCCAAGGUAAGUUGGAAUAAUUACAUGAACGGCUAAGAAUAUAUGAAAGUCAUAUAUUUGAACUGCGGAUAAAGACGUGAAUGAAAGUGAUCCUCGCAGUAAUGUGCACUACUUGAGCAGUAGCGAAAAAGUGAGCACGUAACAAUGAACCACCCAUGAAUAAACCCGUGAAGUGAUGAAUAAACAGCAUAAUGACCAGCUCUCAGUUGGCUUGUUGGCUCAGUUGGUAAAGCGCUGCACCGGUAUCGCAGAGGUCAUGGGUUCAAAUCCCGUACUGAAGAACAUAGUCAGGCCUUAUUUUCACUACUGCUCAAGUAGUGCACAUUACUGCGAGGACCACUUUCAUUCAAAUAAUUACAUGGUCAGUCGACUGUUUUUUUCUUCAUAUUAACCAUUGUUGCAACCUUGAUACAUAAUUCAUCUCUAACAGUAAUGUAUAUCUUGUUGUUUUUGAGGACCUGAUCAGAAUACUACGACGUGAUGAUUUUGUUUGUCUAGUUUCUUAAGACUCGGAAUUUCGCCCACAUGCAUCGGUUUCGCCUUUCAUUGGCGUGACUAAGAGGGUGAGAGUCCGAUGGGGCGUUUGACUCUUCACUUUGACAUUAGAAGGUGAUAAUUCAUAUCGAUCACCCCCACCUCCAAUUCAUUGGAAAAUGGUACCUACAACAAUACUGUCAUUGCGUGUAAAAUCGUCACGAAUCAGUGAUCAAUCAUAUUUCUAUUCCGGCUUGAGAGGAUGUGAAAAAAACAGUUAAAAAAAUUCGAAGCCAAAUUGACUCUCUCAGUGCCAGUCAAUCGUUGUAAACGUUCUCCUCUCACCUUCAAUAAACCCAGCCGUUCGUCUGUGUAAAACUACUGUGGUUAGUCUAAGAAGACUUUCCUUCCUUUCCUUUUCCAUCAGACUCGCUCAGGAAAAACUGUGAGAGGUAUUCUGUCCAAGAUCCUUCACGGAAAACCAUAUAAAGUAAGUUAAUGUCGUUUCUUUUUUUAGGAAAUUUUAUUUUCUUGGUUUUUCCUCGCAAUGCAAAAAUCCUCAUUUGUGAUUUCUAGUUCGCAGAGUGGUUCGUGACAUCGAAAAACUGUCGUUACAACCAGCUUACGAAUCAACCUUACAACUGUUUUUAUCAUACUCGCCUAUACAUGAUAUUGUUUUUGUUGGUAUUUGGUUUAAAUUCAGUUGUUUUCCUCUUAACUUCUAUAGAUUACGCCAACAAUGGAAAACCCACACGUGUUGGAGGAUAUUGAAACAAUUGUACGGGAAGAAGGAAUCAUUGAAAGGACACAAAAGUAACGAAACGCCGUGUUAUUACUGAAUGCGGGAAACACUUAAGAAACACUUAGGAAAUUAUUUUAGAUCGGAAGAUUGUUGAUUGAAAAUAUUUAAAUGAAACAGAUAGCAGAUAGAAGUAUAUACGUUCAUAAACCUGAAGCGCGACUCUUGCAAAGAUAUCGAGGGAAGCCAUUGUAGCCAUAGUUGCGGAUGAGGACUGCAGCGACUUAAAUAGCCUUAUCAGCCAAAGUGCGCGGAAAUCCAUGUUUCGGCCAACUUAGUUUUUUUUUCCCGCUCUCCAUCGCCGUCCAAUUAUUCCCAUGGGAACUAAUUACAUAAAGGGCAGCGCUGUUGGAUGGAAGUCCUUAUUGGUUAUUUUAAACGUCUCUUAGUUGCAGCAUAGCCUCAGGGGCUGAUAUGUGGCUUUCCUCAUAUGUUGUCACUUGUCUCUGUAAGCGAAGUUGGUAACCAUCACAAAUGGCAACCUUUCUGUGAGUAUCAACACA